AUGUCAUCUAAUAUAAUUAUUAACGAUAAAUAUGCAAAUGAAUUGAAAUUAAAUAGUUUUAGUGCAAUUACUGAUAAAAGUUUGGCGCCAAUAAAUGGGAGAUAUAGAUCUAAAAGUUUGUCCAGUGAUAAGUUGAAUAAAACAAAUGCGGAUCGGGCAGCAAUAUUAGAAGAUAUUGAAGAUCAUCAUGUUUCAGAGAAGUCUGAAACUCCAGGGUGUUUGGUGGGCCACAGAAUCACAGAUGAACAAGGACAGAACACGAUAAACAAGUAA
Messenger RNA from Arctia plantaginis, 273 nucleotides. Lineage: Eukaryota; Metazoa; Arthropoda; Insecta; Lepidoptera; Erebidae. The record is from the annotation of a GenBank genome assembly.